Molecule: messenger RNA, 2962 nt
Organism: Cheilinus undulatus (humphead wrasse)
Lineage: Eukaryota; Metazoa; Chordata; Actinopteri; Labriformes; Labridae
Product: protein-arginine deiminase type-2-like
Exons: 16
Coding region: 167-2191 (674 amino acids)
Cellular component (GO): cytoplasm
Molecular function (GO): protein-arginine deiminase activity; calcium ion binding
Source: RefSeq, a predicted model, not a curated record
UCCUUCUGUGUACCUGCGGGAUAUCAUUAUUUCGUUGUCCUCCGCCCAGACGCUGCCUUUGUUCCUGUGAAUUCCUGCUAACGGAACAGCAGUCAGUUGUUUUACUCUCGGUAUAUAACGGGGUUUGUCUGUCUCCUCCGUUACACACCGCGCGAGGACAGCAGACAUGACUCACUCACGGACUGUCAGAAUAGAUAUCGACACAGCUACCAAUCUCUUGCACGUGGUGGGCACGGAAUUAAACAUACACCUGAGCAGGUGUGCCCCUCCUGGCUCCAGGUUCUUCUCGGUGAAAUGCACCCCCGAUGUUCAGUACAGCAUCACCCCUCAGCCUUCGGUGGCUUCCCACCUGUCUCCCCUCCCCCUCCAUGCAAAUCAAGUGCUGCUGAUUGGCAUGAAAAAAGCCAGUGCUCAUGAAAAUGACAACAAGCUGUCUGUCAGGUACUAUGGGGAGAAGUCAGAGGUGUUGGGCAAUGCAGUCGUGCACCUGACAGCUGUUGAGAUCUCUCUGGAUGUGGACGCUGACAGAGAUGGAAAAGUGGAAAAAGACAACCCCAAUAAGGAUUCCUGGAAAUGGGGUCCUAACGGCCAUGGAGCAAUCCUGUUGGUCAACUGUGACUCUGAGCAGCACUACUGGAAGAAACCAGACCUUGAGAAAAGAACUAUCACCAAAGUGUCAGAUCUGAAGGACAUGUCUCUCAUGAUCCUGCGGACCAGAGGCCCUGCCAAGCUCCCUGAUGGCUACAAGCUCAGCAUGCACAUCACUAAAAGUGAUUCAGAUUGUAUCAGAGUCUUCAAGUCUGGAUCCCCUGGAUCUAAUACCGCUCCCUUGAGUUACCUCUACAGCCUGUUUGUGCAGUACUAUCCUCUGGUUCUGAGCGAUGAAGUCUUGAUUAAGGAGGUGCCUUACCCUGGAGGAAACGGAGAACUGGAGUUCUAUGUGGAGGGUCUCAGGUUUCCUGACAAGGACUUCGAUGGGCUCAUCACCAUCAACCUCAGUCUGUUGGACUCAGUUGCAAGGGGUAUCCCUGAGACGCCUAUCUUCACCGACAGAGUCGUGUUUAAAGUGGCUCCUUGGAUCAUGACACCCAACACCCUCAGGCCUGUGGAGGUGUAUGUCUGCAAAAUAAGGGAUAACGAGCAAUUCCUCCAAGAAAUGAAAAACAUUACUGAAAAGAGUGGAUGUACUCUGAAGAUUCUCCCUGAGUAUAAGAACCGAGGAGAUCGCUGGAUACAGGAUGAAAUGGAGUUUGGUUACAGUGACGCACCUCAUCAUCAGUUCCCCGUCGUUCUGGACUCUCCUCGAGACAGAAAAUUAGGUGACUUUGCAUAUGAUGAGCUGCUGGGCCCUGACUUCGGCUAUGUCACAAGAACGCCUGACAGUUCAAAACCAAACAGUCUGGACUCUUUCGGUAAUCUAGAAGUAAGUCCUCCAGUCACUGUGAAUGGAAAACACUACCCCCUGGGUAGAAUCCUCAUUGGAGUGGCCUUUCCCACGACAACUACAGGACGAAACAUGACCCAAAUUAUCCAGGACUUCCUCUGGGCUCAGAAGGUUCAGGACCCGGUGGCUUUAUACUCAGACUGGCUCCUUGUUGGACAUGUCGAUGAAUUCAUGAGUUUUGUUCCUGCACCUGACAGAAAGGGGUUCAGGCUGCUGCUGGCAAGCCCAGACGCCGGCUACAAACUCUUCAAAAAGUUACAGAAUGAUGGGCACGGUAAAUCCAGGCUGUUUGAAGAUCUGGAGGAAGAAAAAAAAUUAUCAGUUGAUGAAAUACUUGCUGAUGAGGGUCUCCAAGCUGAAAACAACUAUGUGCAGAGCUGCAUCGACUGGAACAGAGACGUACUGAAGAGAGAGCUGGGCCUGGAGGACGCCGAUAUCAUCGACCUGCCGAUCCUCUUCCAGCUUGUGUUAGAUGGAAAGAAGCUCAAAGCCCUGCCUUUCUAUCCUGACAUGGUGAACAUGAUUGUCUUGGGGAAAAACCUCGGCAUCCCUAAGCCUUUCGGCCCCAAGGUGAACGGAAGCUGUGCUAUAGAGGCUGAGACGAGAUCCCUGCUGGAGGGCCUGGGUCUAAGCUGCACGUUCAUUGAUGACUUCGUCGCCUACCACAAAAAGCUGGGAGAGGUGCACUGUGGCUCCAACACCCGCAGGGUGCCAUUCGACUUUAAGUGGUGGAACAUGGAGAUGUAAAGAGGGCCUUUACUAUAAAUAGAGAUGGGCUUUUCAGUAUGCUUAAUAUUUUAAGAAAGCAAAGCACCUUUAAGUCAUAGGGAUGGGGAUUAUUUUACUUUUCAAAGCCUUCUUCUAUCUCACUAAAAAUCAACCAGUAAUGUACAAGUUAAUCCCAAAGCUAAUCUUUUAUGGGUUUUUUUUUAUGUAUGGCUCUUUUUCUACAAUUGUUCUUGCAUGGCAACUGUUAGCCUUAAUGUAGUAAACCAGAGUUUAUCUCUUUUGUUUGCAUCUUCAUCUUUAUUAAACAUUUUUGUCAGCUUUAUUUACAAAAAGGAUGAAAAGCAAUAUUUACAAAGAAAUCUUUUGAACAAGGGCUUAAGCAGACUGUGGACAGGAACAGAAAUACAAUCACUUUAACUGAGCACAUAGAUGAUUCACUCCCAGUCUUUGUGGUUUCAAAACCAACUGUUGUGCAAGCACAGUUAGAUGAAUGGUACCACAUAAUGUGCUAUAAUGACAUAAAGCCACAAGAGGGCACACUUCAUCUACUCAAGCAUUUCCAAAGUCCAGAGGAAAAUCAUUUGAAACAAUGUCUUUAAAUCAUUUUAAAAGGCUAAAAUGCUGUAUUUUAUUACCAAAAAUGUCUCUUCAUGGUUUGUUUCUAUACCAUUUUUCUGUUGCAUCAAACGCAAAAUGCUGCUUUGUUCUGUUUGUAGCUCUAAAUAGUUUGAAAGUCACUGAAUAUUUGUUGUUUUGCAUUUGGACCACUGCCUUCAAACUAUUUGUACU